Messenger RNA from Kockovaella imperatae, 687 nucleotides. RefSeq lists its product as hypothetical. The transcript is spliced from 4 exons. The record is from RefSeq and is a predicted model, not a curated record. Bases 1 to 687 code for a protein of 228 amino acids. Gene Ontology annotation, molecular function: Hsp90 protein binding. Lineage: Eukaryota; Fungi; Basidiomycota; Tremellomycetes; Tremellales; Cuniculitremaceae.
AUGCCACCCGGUAUGGGUCCACCCAUGCAGAUUCCCGUCAACCCCGCCAUGCAAACCUUACUCGACUCUUUACCGCAUCAUCCUGUACCCAUUUUCCUCGCCAAUGUUCAGAUUCCCAACUCUCAGCCGCCUCAGAUCAACACUAUUGCCGUGUGUCCGGAGCAUAAGCAAUCGAUCUGUGAAGCCUGUGGAGUCGACUUUAACGGUUUGAAUUAUAUGCAUCAAUUUCUGCGAGGUGCUCCAGAUGAAGCUAUCCCUCCCCCGCCCAAUGUCCAACCUCCUCCUCAACGAGCGGAGAUGAUCAAAAACAUGAAGGAACAGGGAAACACCGCGUUCAAAGAGGGCAAAUUCCCGAUCGCCAUCCAGCACUAUUCCAAAUCGGCAGACAUGGCGUUGUCAAGAGCGCCGUGGGAGCUAGCUGCCGUAUCGAGAGAGGAAACAGCUAUUGCUUUAUGUAAUCGCUCGGCUGCCUUUGCCAUCGCCGGUGCAUGGCAAAACGCUUUGGCGGACGCGGAAGCCGUUGUUGCCCUCAAGAGACCUUGGGGCAAAGGUCAUUUCAGGAAAGCUCGUGCUUUGCUCGGUCUGGAACGUCUGGAGGACGCUCGACAAGCCAUCAUUGACGGUCUGCAAUUUGAACCGAAUGACGAUGUAAGUCCACAUUUUCUGCAUUCCAGCGGUUCUCGCUGA